This is a messenger RNA of Trypanosoma cruzi, 717 nucleotides long. Its product is annotated as transcription activator, putative. The transcript has a single exon. The annotation marks the transcript as partial. Gene Ontology annotation, biological process: chromatin remodeling. Lineage: Eukaryota; Euglenozoa; Kinetoplastea; Trypanosomatida; Trypanosomatidae. Gene Ontology annotation, cellular component: nucleus. The record is from RefSeq and is a predicted model, not a curated record. Gene Ontology annotation, molecular function: DNA binding.
UCGGACGGUGUAGAUGGAGACCAGCAAAACAAACAGGAGGGGGUGGAAGGAGAGGCCACGGACCGUAACGUGGGGAACGAAGAUUUGGUGGAGGACGAGACGUUGACGCUCGUGGAACAGGAGGAACGAGAGCGGCUUCUUAAUGAGGGGUUCGCCAGUUGGAGUUUUCAAGAGUACCGCCGACUUGUUGCGGCACUCACCAGUGGUGCGUAUGAUGUCACUGAUUACCCAAGAAUUGCGAAUGCCGUUGGCUCUGAUAAGACAGUGGGGGAGGUACGUGAUUAUAUGACGGCUCUCCUUGAGCGUGGAAUGCAGUGUAUUACAGGAUUCGCACAUAUUGAACAACGUAUCAGGAAGUCCCAGGAAAAGCGGAAGAGGAGGGAUGACGAACUGCGCGCCGCCACGUGGAAGGUUGAGAGUUAUGACCAUCCGGAGUCACAACUCACCUUCAGAGGACGCGGAACUCAUGAAUUUGAUCGUCGACUUUUCCUCAUGGCAUACGACACGGGAUUCCGAAUGAGGAAUAUUGGAAGAGUCGUCAAGGAAAUGCCAGAGUACCGGUUUGACGUGUGGUGCCAAUCAAGAAGCGACGAUUACUUUGAACGUCGGGUGGGGAUUCUGAUGAAGGCGGUGAAGAGAGAGUGUGAGAAACCAAACGGCAAUACAAUGGAACCGGCACUGCGGCGCCCGAAACUGGAUUCGCUUACGACCGAUUGA